Molecule: messenger RNA, 781 nt
Organism: Drosophila arizonae
Lineage: Eukaryota; Metazoa; Arthropoda; Insecta; Diptera; Drosophilidae
Product: protein-lysine N-methyltransferase CG9154
Biological process (GO): methylation
Molecular function (GO): nucleic acid binding; protein-lysine N-methyltransferase activity
Source: RefSeq, a predicted model, not a curated record
UGUGUACAUACUGCUUAAGCACAUUGCUAAACAGCUACCGCAUUUAUUUGUUAUUAUUAUUUAUGGAUUUAAGAUUUAAUAAAUCUAAGUAUGGACAAUGAUGACAUAACAUUACCUGCAGAUACAUUAGCUAUACUUAAUGAGUUCCUGGCAGAACGAACACAGCGUGAACAUGAAGAGGAGCAGCGCAUGAUAAACAAAACAGGAAAGGAUGCACAUUUCGAGGAAGAUUGGCAACUUAGUCAAUUUUGGUACAGUGAGAAAACGAAACAAGCUAUUGGCGCUGCAGUAGCUAAAAUAGUUCAGGAACAUAAUACACCGGAUUUUCGCAUAGCUUUAUUAUCCUGUCCAUCGCUUUACGCAACCGUAAAGGAUGUUCAUGAACAAGUUAACAUUUUUGAGUAUGAUCAACGUUUCGCUGCCUAUGGAACUGAUUUUGUACAUUAUGAUUUCAAUGAAGUUUCCGCGGACUACUUAGUCGAGUAUCACAAAUGCUACGAUUUAAUCAUUGCUGAUCCACCAUUUCUGUCCGAGGACUGCAUGACUAAGAUGUCACGGAUAAUACUUAGUUUGCAGCGCAACAGAGCGUCCAAAGUGGUUUUCUGUUCCGGUGAAGUAGUUGAGCCUUGGCUGCUCGCCUGUUUGCCUUUGCACAAAUGUGAAUUUCGACCGGAACAUGAACGAAAUUUGGGCAAUGAAUUUGUUAGUUAUGCUAACUUUAAUUUUGACCAUUAUAUUGUAAAUAAAUAACACAUGGUAGAUCGACGACUGAAAAUUGAAA